Molecule: messenger RNA, 1284 nt
Organism: Phyllostomus discolor (pale spear-nosed bat)
Lineage: Eukaryota; Metazoa; Chordata; Mammalia; Chiroptera; Phyllostomidae
Product: translation initiation factor IF-2-like
Exons: 3
Coding region: 124-1284 (386 amino acids)
Biological process (GO): positive regulation of transcription by RNA polymerase II
Cellular component (GO): nucleus; cytoplasm
Molecular function (GO): RNA polymerase II transcription regulatory region sequence-specific DNA binding; DNA-binding transcription activator activity, RNA polymerase II-specific
Source: RefSeq, a predicted model, not a curated record
CGGUCCGUCCCGAACGGGGGGCACUAACGCUCGUGGCUUGUCGCGCAGGGACGUGCCCACGGCUGCCCCCAGGAGCGGCGGGUGGCGGCGGCUGCGGUGAGCGGGGUCCCGCGGCGGGCGCCGAUGCCUCCGAAGAUGGAGAAGUUUCUGCAAAUCGCGCCCCACUCUCUGGCCAUCGUCCUGGGCCCGGCCGAGGGUCCCGCGGGGGAGAGAUCCGGGCCCGCCCCGCUCGCGCCUCCGGCGCAGCCCCGGCAGCUCUCCCGGCACCACAUCGGCUACGAGAUCUUCGCCGACUUCAAAGCCGAGAACAUGCAGCACUUCUGGAACAAGAAGGUCACGGCUGCGGUGGCCGAGACCUUCUUCCUGGGCUGGAUCGACGAGCAGGUCCUGCUGAUCCAGGGCAAAGAGGAGCAUCUGGAGGUGCUGCGCGAGGGCUGGACGCGCCGGGCGCUGCGGCCGCCCUCGGGCUUCCACAUCCGCUGCCUCGGUGAGUCCGGCGGCCGCGGCGACCCGCCCCACCCCGCCCCGAGCGCGCCGCGGGCCCGGGGCCACGGGAAGCCCCGGCCGCUCCCCUGGGCGCCGCGCGCCUCCCUCCCGCUUCGCUCCCGGCCGGGGGAGGGGCCGGCGGCCCUCUGCGAGCGCGGGAUUGGGGGACAGCCCGGCGGCUGUAACCGGGGACGGUACCUUUCCCCACACGCCUCCGGGCGGCCCGCGGAGCCUCCCAGGCGGCGGGGCGGUGCCGGGGGCUGGCCAGGUAGGCGGCGGCGGUGGCGCGCGAGGCGCGGCGAGUGUGCGGCCGCUCCGGGGUUGGUGAGUGGCACCUUUUCCGCAGAGAUCGGGCCGGGGGAGUGUGUGCGAGCCGGAGAGAUGCCGAGAGAGAGAGAAAGGAUUCAGGUAGCAUCAGGUGGCUGCGGGUUCUACCGCGGGAGGCGACGGCGGGCAGCUCGGGUGCGCUGCGGGCGCGGGGACGUCCCUUCCAGGGAUGCGUCUGGCUGCACCCGGGCAGGUGCGCGCCGGCACCACCUCGGAGCGGAGCGAGAACCGGAGAGCGGUUUGCGCUGGCGCCCUUCGCUGGCUGAGCUGCGGUACAGCGGCGGCAAGCCCACCGCUCACCACAGGACCUACAACGAGCUGCGUCGGCGGUCCACUGUGGUGAACCCUGACCCUGAUGUUUCAGAAGCCCCCAAGUGCGUGCUGCACAGCCAGCGGGCAUGGCCUGAGAAACUGGGGCAGCUGGACCCUGACGGACCUGCCAUUGAGCCUGGGAGCAAGGAGCAUGCAUGA